Molecule: messenger RNA, 1659 nt
Organism: Trichobilharzia regenti
Lineage: Eukaryota; Metazoa; Platyhelminthes; Trematoda; Strigeidida; Schistosomatidae
Source: the annotation of a GenBank genome assembly
CUUGGAGGAGGUCAUGUGAAGAGGUGAUGAAAGUAUGUGGGCAGACUUGGGGAGCGGGGUGAAAACGUUGGCAGAAAACCGAACGCAACGGAGACGCGCGACUGAAGCCCUAAAUUCCUCUAGGAAUUAAAGGAAGUAAUAAUAAAUAUCAAAUAAAUUUACUCUGAUGGAACUAUACUUAAACGCAAUGUCGAAGUUCUAACCUUAUACGUGUCUAUCUGUAUUAAAAUCUUUCUAUGCACCUGAUUUCAAUGACAGACUUAAGGCGGAAAAUGACUUAAUUACUACACUAUACUACUUUCGCCUAUGUAGACCACUAUGUGUAUCCAUUAUUUCACAUCCCAAUGUGGAGCUGACUACAUUUGACUUUGAAAAUGAGUUUUCCGAAAAUGCGUUCUCGAACUCAUCUAAAGUCUCACUUGUUUUUAAUGCAGCUGAUCAGCCGUUCGGUGCUUAGAUUAACUUAAUGUUACCAGCAAGCACUACUGGUUGGUUUAGAUGGUUACCUACGUAUAUUUCACAUUGCAUCUAAUUUCUUGAUGCCAUUUACAGUGUGCACUGGGUCACUUAUUGUGUUUUCAUUUUACCUAAUUAGCAAAUAAUGAUAUUUUCCGGUAUUUGCUUCAGUUUGCGAAAUGUACUAUGAGUAUGUUGUGUAGAAAAAGCUCGAAAACUGAUGAUUAGGGACAAAGGAUAAUACAGUUUCAGCCACAAACUUCGCAUGGAAAUGCAGCUUUUCUGCGCACGUAUCUCUGUGCAGUAAUGCACUAGUGUGGUGCAUUCAAGUGACAAUAUAAUCAUUGUAACUACUAAUACUUGUAUUCACUUAAAAACUUUUAUGCAUAUCUGAGUUCUAAAGCCUCAAACGGUUGUCGCUUAUGGUCUGCGAUCACGCAAAACUAAUUCUUCUCUUUCAGGUACAGUGGAAAAUUAACAACUUGCAAGUUGUGUGGUUAUCAGGUAGCUAAUUCCUAGAUACUUCCAUAAGUACAGUGUAUACGUUAGUCUUUCUGGUUGUUGCCAGUUGUUACUAGUUGUGGUUGCUACUUUCAGUAUCAUCACAAUUUCCCCUAUGUAGAUUUGCGCUUCUACAAUAUCAUUCCCACAGUUUUCAGAAAAACUUGUCGCUAUAGAUGCGAUGAUCUUUAUUGACGAAAGGAGAACAGCGUGCAUUUUGGAAAGCCUUCACGAAUUAUGCAGCACUUUCCAACUCAACAAUCCAAGCGUGUUUUACGUCAUGAUUUUUUGUUGAUUCCUGAAUUAGCCAUUAAUCCUCUUGGUGAUCGUAUUGUUAAUGAAUUUUUUAAAGAUAGUCAAGAAGAAUUGAAUUUUCGUCAAUUUGUACGUAAAUUAGCAAGAUUUCGUAAGGUUAGAUCACAACAAUCCACAGAGUUUAAUAAUCGUGAUGCUAAACUACGUUUCUUAUUCGGUAUGUAUGAUUUGGAUAUGGAUGGUCGAAUAUCAAGUAAUGAAUUAUUGGGUAUGCUACAAAUGAUGGUCGGUGCUAAUAUCACUGUUGAACAGAUUAACAAUAUUGGCGAACGAACAAUGGCGGAAGCAGACCUCGACGGAGAUGGCUAUAUAUCCUAUGACGAAUUCGUACAGGCCUUUGACAAUGUGGAUAUUGAACAGAAGAUGAGUAUUCGAUUUUUGGAAUGA